AUGAAUGCCUCUCAGUAUUCCUCGACCUAUUCCUACCCACCCGGCGUGACGCUGGGCCCGUCAGCCCCCGUUGUACAACACGCACAUGUGAAUUCCUUGGGCUCCAACAAUCCCUUCAGAAACCGGGCGCUGUCUCCCUCUGCCAGUUCUUUCUCUUCCGCCGGUCGACCUGAGCGACCGACCUCAACCAACCCCUUUGACGACCUCGAUUCGCCACAUUCUGCCCCCAUCGGAGGAACCAUGAUCUCGCCGGUCGGAAGUCAGGAUAUGACUUCAAAUACACGCGAUCUCUUCGAAAACCUUUCUAUCAACCCUGCCUCGCAACCUGCCGGCUACAGACCGGCCCCUCCUCGUCCGGAGAAGCCUGCACCAAACGGACAAUCCAGUGAACGAAGGGAUCGUCCGGAACGCCGCGCACGCGAUCCACUAGAUAUCUUUGCUGAUCCUCCGCGAAAUGGCAGCGGUCUCCGUCCAAGUGCCCGAGACAGACCACGCCCCCGUCGCAAUUCCGAGUCGUCAAUCAUGGAGCGCCCCAAGCAGCACAUUGAUACUGAAGAAGAAAGAAAACGCCGGGAGCGCAGACGGAGAGAGCGAGAGGCUCGUGGUAAGGACGGCAAAGAGGGAAAAGCUCGUUCCUCAUCAUCGAAAAAGAACAACUACCAGCUCGACAUUAUCGACAAGCUGGAUGUGACUAGCAUUUACGGAACAGGAAUGUUCCACCACGAUGGACCGUUUGAUGCUUGCAACCCCAAUCGUAACCGUAAGGGCGUGCGCACGGCGCCCAUGCAGGCUUUCCCUAAAGAUUCGGCCAACAUGGCAUUGGGAGGCUCUGGGCCAAACAACCUUGACAUCGAUCACAAUUUGUUCCACGGAAGGACUGAAGAAGGCUUCAACGACUUCGCUGCCGGUGCGAAAAGCGAGCCGCGCAAGACUGAUAACCCACCGAACUUUGACCCCACGGCCCGUAUCGAACCUGUCCAUGGGUCGGAGACUCUGGGAUUGGGAACCAGCACGUUUUUGGACGGGGCCCCUGUGAGUCAAGCGGAGCUUCAGCGCCGGGGAACUACAUCGGAAGGUUCCGGCGGCGGUAUGAACGGUGGUGGUCUGCAGCGCAAGAAGAGUUUGGCACAGAGACUGCGGGGCAUCAACCGCGCUCCCAGUGGCCGCUCUCCGGAAGCUAUGUACACUCCGUCUAUCCCUGCGGGCCACAUUGGUAACAUCAAGGCCAAUGAGAAGAAUCCUUUCUUCCAAGAUUACGAUGACGCGUGGGAGAAGAAAGGCGCUCAGAUCACGUCCUCUGAGGAGGCACGGGAACCUCUACCUGGACGGGCACGUUCGUCGAGCAGCCCCAAGCAGAACACAGGGUUGGAGCGAAGAUUCACCAAUGAACGAUCCUAUGGGGGCUAUGAUGAGAACAAGAGUAGUGGUGGUGGUGGCGGUGGUGGUGGCUUCAUCAACCGCAUGAAGAGUCUGCGGAAGCCCCGGCCAGAGCGGCGUAUCACCAACGAAUGAGCAAGGAAGUGAAUUGAAUAUGUAAUCCGGUCCAAUCCUGUACCCUGUAUGGCCGG
Molecule: messenger RNA, 1568 nt
Organism: Aspergillus saccharolyticus JOP 1030-1
Lineage: Eukaryota; Fungi; Ascomycota; Eurotiomycetes; Eurotiales; Aspergillaceae
Product: Pal1 family protein
Exons: 4
Coding region: 1-1512 (503 amino acids)
Cellular component (GO): cytoplasm
Source: RefSeq, a predicted model, not a curated record